CGUUUGGAGUCUUUGUCUUGCGCCUCCGGCUCCUUGGUCUUGCUGAGCUUUGAGCCCUUGAGGUCGACUAACUAAUUUUUACAUUGACAUACUAAAGCGAGAGAGAGAGAGAGAUAGAGAGAAAGAGGAGAAUCGAAACCUCAAUGCCUUGUACUACUCGAUGCACCACUUCCGGAUUUGUUCAUCCAGCCUGUCGAUAGAGAACUUGAACUGUUGAAGUCUAUCUUGUAUGGGAUUGUAGGAUUCUCGGUGUGUGCCGGAUAGUCUGCAAAUGACAUUAGAGUGUAGCCGGUGCUAUGGACUCCUAGGCAGUCGACGGACCCCAUCCGUCCCCGAUUGAUAGCUCGCUGUUUGGACAGGGGUUGGUCGCGCAGAGUUCCUCCUACUAUGGCCGGCGCGGGAACGCACCACAACAGGCUGAGGCCGACCCCGCCGAGCGUUCCCAGCUGCCUGCUGGGUGGCCUCCACUUCCGACGAUGGGACACAGAGGACAGUGAUGGUCCAUUUGCUCACCACGAAGUGAAAGUGGAUCGAAGUGGCCUGAUUCUGUCUAUCAUGAACCCCACCAGUGAGGGUGUUCCCAUCUAUCUUAGUGAAGUGUCUGACGUGCGUUAUGGCAAGUAUGCUCGUCAACCCAAAGAUCAAAAGUUGGUUCAGUCACUGAGCAACACUGCUGCUGUGUCCAGCUUUGAGGAGAUAGCAGUAACUAUAGUCUAUGGAAUGAAUCUAGUUGAUACUAGCUUCAUCAACCUGGCUGCCAUUUCCCCAGAUGAUGCCAAGUUGUUCGUUAGCGAGCUGAGAAAGUUGUUGUACAACGUCAUUGCCACCAACAUCAGCGAGGCGGUUAUGCUGGAACGCGAGCAUGCACGACUAUGCACGCUGCGACAUCCCGAGAAAGAUGCGGUUGCUGCGAAGCACAUCCAGGCCCUGUUUGCAGUCAAGCCUAAGGAAGUAGUUCAGCACGCGAUGGAGAGCCGAGGCUGGAGUUCUGGGCCCAAGGACUUCAUUCCACUUGCCUCGUUUACCCUUGAAGAGUUUAUAGCACUUCAUGAUGAGCUGGUACCGGCCCCCUACAUAUCUGAUGUGAUCGAGCGAAUACAUAGAAGCAAGACUCCGAAACCGUACGUGACUCUAAAGGAGUUUACCAGACUGCUGAAUACAACACACCGCGACCCCCGCCUCAAUGAGGUUCUCUUCAAACUGCUGAAAGAGGACGAAGUGCAACAGAUCCUGGAGUCGGUGGAGCCGAAUGCAGACUAUUCCAGAAAGCAGCAGAUGACACCCGAGGGCCUGCGGCGCUACCUGCGCUCCGUACACAACGCUGUCACGGAUGUGACUUGCUUCACUCAACACCAGGACAUGGAGAAGCCGCUGUGCCACUACUUCAUCAACUCCUCGCACAACACCUACCUGACCGGGCACCAGCUGACCGGCAAGGCCACCGUUGAGAUCUACCGGCAAGUGUUGCUGACGGGCUGCCGCUGCAUCGAGCUGGACUGCUGGGACGGCAGUGAUGGCGACCCGAUUAUCACGCACGGCAACACACUUGUCAAUAACAUUCCCUUCAAGGAAGUGAUAGAAGCCAUCAACGAGUGUGCGUUCAAAGUCACAGAUUAUCCGUUACUCUUGUCGUUUGAGAAUCAUUGCCGAUUUCGCCAGCAGCGUCGCAUGGUACACUACCUGAGAACAAUUCUAGGCGACAAACUGUUACUGGAGCCAUUAGAAAACUGCCCCUUAGUACCGGGAAGUCCAUUACCAUCGCCAAAUCAGUUACGUGGAAAGAUCCUUUGCAAGAAUAAGCUUCUAGUACCUAAGCCUGAGAAAGGGAAAGAAGAGGAGAGUGAUAUGCAGGUCAGGCAUAUGUCAAGAACUAUCACAGUGGAUGACGAGAGCAGUGUUACUCGGCGAUCUGUUUAUAGGCCGCAGGAGAGUCAAGAGCAGGACCUGUUUGCCCUCUCACCUGGCAGGGUUCAGUCAAUGCCAGCGAACUGCCAUCUCGACGAAGCUAGGUCAACGUCGACAAUAACUCCGCUGCAGACGUCACAACGCAACUCGACCGCAUCUGAAUUUGGUGCGCCUGACCAUGUGGAUGCCAGCAUAUCAAUGAUUGCUCCGAAUGGCAGCUGUGAGCUAGACAUGCCGUCGCUGGUCAACUACCUUGAGCCUGUCAAGUUCAAAUCCUUUGAAGAAUCGGAGGAGAAGGAUCGGCACCAUCAGAUGUCGUCAUUCUCUGAAACACAGGCCAUACGUCUGGUCUUGGACUUCUCGAAGGAAUUCGCAAAGUACAUGCAGCGCCAGAACAUACGUAUCUACCCGCGAGGCACCCGUGUGGAUUCGUCCAACUACCAGCCACAGGUGUUCUGGAAUGUUGGCUGUCAGAUGGUGUCUUUGAAUUUCCAAACAUUAGACCUACCCAUGCAGCUUAACCUUGGAAAGUUUGAUUACAAUGGCAGGUGUGGCUACUUGCUGAAACCUGACGUGAUGCGGCGGCCUGAUCGUGACUUUGAUCCGUUUGCCGAGUCUCCCAUUGACAGCGUUGUAGCAGCAUCGGUAAAGAUCACAGUGUUAGCGGCGCACAUGGUCUCCAGCUCCAGGGAGCAGGUUCGUGUGGACGUUGACAUGUACGGCAUCCCCGCGGACACGGUUCGGCGGAAAUUUCGCACGAAGUACAUGCAGAACGACACGUCAGUGUACUUCCGCUCGCCGACUGUGUUUGCUUUCAAGAAGGUUGUGCUGGCCGACCAUGCUAUGCUACGGUUCAUUGUCGUAGACUCACAGGGCGUGCAGCUUGGCAUGCGCGUGUUGCCUCUUCCUGGCCUGGAGCCAGGCUAUCGUUACAUUCACCUGCACAACGAGAACAACCAGCCGCUGCCGCUAGCCUGCCUGUUUGUACUGGUCGAGGUGAAUGAGUACAUCCCCGAGGAGAUGCAGGACUUUGCGAUGGGCCUCAUAAACCCGGUCCAGUACCAGAAGGAGAACAAUCAGCGCGCGCUGCGCAACAUGAUGGACGAGGACCCACUGCUUGGUGAAGCGGUCAUACCAACCCUAAAUGCGCGUCGCUCCACCAAUGCCUCCCUUUGCCUUUCGCAGCCCAAGCAACUGGAAGAGUGCCAGGCCAGGAGCUCAACCUCGCUCGACCCUUCUGUCGGGCUACUGCAGUCGGGACGUCCCAGGGCAGCGUCUUCGUUUAGCACCAGCGCCCUGCAUUCGCACAAACUUCGCCCGCAGUCCAUGAGAAAGAGUUUUCGGCCCAGCAAGAGCAACACUCGCUUUGCCAAGAGUACGGGGCAGGACAUUAUCGAAGGCAAGGAUGGCCAGAAGAUGCUAGCCAAGAUCAACAAGGAGAUAUCCAACGUCCGGAAGAAGUUCUUGAAGUCACAGGCCUCCAUCAACAAGCUGCAUGCCUCCGAGUUGAAGAAGAAUGCUGGGCAAGGUGACGACCAACGGAUCAAGGAGAAGCAUGCCCAUGAGAUGGCUAAGCUGGUGCGUAAGUGCAUUGCCGAUGAAGAGGGAGUGCUCCUGAAGCAGCUACCGCAAUUCUUCAACUGGGUUUCCAAGACAAUGACAAGCAACAACAACUCUGACGUCAAGAAGCUGGAGUCUGCGCACAAGAAAAACCUAUCAGCACUCAUCUCUACCAACCAGAAAGAGAAUGCACAGAAGUCACACCAGUACAAGGAAGAACAGAAGCGCAAAGUCACCGACAAAGAAGAGCUUCAGCGCAAGAUUCGUGAGUAUAGCAACAAGAUAGUGGAGUCAGCUGUACAGGUGCGAACUGAAGCACUGACUCAACAUGCCCGUGAGAUAACCGCGCUCGAAAUGCUGCAGCAGGAGGCCAUGUCAGACGUGAAAGCUGUCGAAGAGAUGGAGUUGGAACGCGUCCGCAAGCUCUACGUAACCUGCCAGCGGGUGGCAGCCACCUCCGAAGGUGUUCAGGACUACAUGACCAGAGCCUUGGCCGAUAGUCCCUAUAUUUUCAAGUCAGCUUCAGUGUCCCGCUAGAUCGCACCACUUCUUUCCUGUUGUGAGAAUGUGUCUCUAGUUCUCUGGAACCGCUCAUCAGGAAUUGUGAGCCUCCGGCUUAGUUCCCUGUCCCCUCUCCCUUAGUGCCGUCUUCUGCCCUGCUCUCUCUCUCUCUCUCUCUCUCUCUCUCUCUCUCUCUCUCUCUCUCUCUCUCACUCCUGCUCUAUCUAUCAAUCUAUAUAAAUCUCUAUCUGUUCCCUUAUUGCUUGCUUCAGUGCUGUCUCCCUUCUGUAUUUUCUGCACCAGAUUGUUUGGACUGUCCUCAUAGCUAUUACCAUGUGUUGUCAUGAAAUACACACUCUGUGAUCUUCCUUUUCUUUCUUUUUAAACCUUUUUCUCUCCGGACACCUGGCUAACGUUAUUUGACUUCAUGGUAGUUCGUUGUUUUAUUUUAAUUUUCAUGAGCAAUAUCUCACAGAGAGAGCAUGGGUAUAGUGGCUAGAGUAAUCAUGGUAGCUUACAACAUAAUUCAGCAUUACCUAGCUUCUUUUUUAUUGAUUGCUUGUUCGGAUCAACCAAAGCUGUGCUUUGAGUUUUAACCAUGUAUCUAUUAAGGAUUUUUUCUUGCAUGUGCGUCUCUUUCUAUAGCAGUUGAGUAGCUUGCUUGAACUUUGCUUCCAUCUGCGGACCGAAAUGAAGACGAAUUCUUCACAUCUUCAAUAAUUUACAUGAGACUCCCUGCUGUUUCUUGGUUUUUUUUACUAAUCAUCAACUGCCUCGGUAUUGAUAGCCUCUGCUAUUUGAGCGCAAUACCUGGGCCUGCUAUCCGGAGUGUGAAGCGCUGUGGCUCUGCGCCGCCUGUCUUUACGUUAUUGAACCAUUGAAUGUGUGGAUAUGUGGAUGGCAAUGUUA
Sycon ciliatum is the source of this 4875-nucleotide messenger RNA. RefSeq names its product 1-phosphatidylinositol 4,5-bisphosphate phosphodiesterase beta-4-like. Lineage: Eukaryota; Metazoa; Porifera; Calcarea; Leucosolenida; Sycettidae. The coding region runs from base 388 to 4002 and encodes 1204 amino acids. Gene Ontology annotation, biological process: lipid metabolic process; phosphatidylinositol-mediated signaling; release of sequestered calcium ion into cytosol. Gene Ontology annotation, molecular function: calcium ion binding; phosphatidylinositol-4,5-bisphosphate phospholipase C activity. The record is from RefSeq and is a predicted model, not a curated record. The transcript has a single exon.